Molecule: messenger RNA, 1878 nt
Organism: Eucalyptus grandis
Lineage: Eukaryota; Viridiplantae; Streptophyta; Magnoliopsida; Myrtales; Myrtaceae
Product: bifunctional aspartate aminotransferase and glutamate/aspartate-prephenate aminotransferase
Biological process (GO): biosynthetic process
Molecular function (GO): catalytic activity; pyridoxal phosphate binding
Source: RefSeq, a predicted model, not a curated record
GGCUCCUCUGCAGAGCAAACUGAUCGCUUGCUCAGCGUGUAAACAGAACCAGAACUAAGUAUUGGAUGUAUUUUCGGCAAAGAUCCAGUAAAUAAUUUGGUGGCAAAUUGUAAGUAAUAAACUUAUGGUUCGCUUUCCCACCAACUACUCCUAAUUCUUUAUGAGUGAAGACGAUUAAAAUGGUGCAUUUCCUUCAAAUUUAAAAACAAAUCCACUAGCUGCGCCGGCAAGCUCAAGCUGAACCCACUGUUCUCCCAUGGCUGCUAGUGCUGGUGCUCCCUGUGGGAUCGGCUUUUCACAGCCUCAUGCUCAUCUGAAGCAGCUAUCUCUUGGGUUUAGCCGUUCGAUUUCAAGCAGUGCUUCUAAGUUUGUUUCCUUCCCUUCCAAUUUCUCCCUCAGAGCUGUAGAUAACACUAAGGAAUUCAAGUCCCCUGGAAUAACUCCAAUCGUGAAAGCACAAGGUGGUCCGGGACAUAUGGACAUCGACCUCACUCUGAGUCCAAGAGUGAAUGCUGUGAAGCCUUCGAAAACAUUGGCCAUCAUUGACCAGGCGACUGCUCUUAAAGCUGGUGUACCUGUUAUUUCCUUAGCAAUUGGAGAACCUGAUUUUGAUACACCUUCUGUCAUAGCAGAUGCUGGAUUUAAUGCUAUUCGGGAAGGUUAUACAAGAUAUACACCAAAUGCCGGCACAUUGGAACUCCGCACAGCGAUCUGUCAGCGGUUAAAAGAGGAGAAUGGGAUCUCAUAUACACCGGAUCUGAUUCUUGUUAGUAAUGGUGCCAAACAGAGCAUUUUUCAGGCAGUUUUGGUGGUCUGUUCUCCGGGAGAUGAGGUUAUAAUUCCAGCUCCCUGUUGGGUGAGUUACCCUGAAAUGGCAAGGCUUGCUGAAGCCACCCCUGUAAUUGUUCCAACAAGCAUCUCUGAGAAUUUCUUGAUGGACCAUAAGCUUCUUGAUGCGCUUACUGAGAAAUCCAGGCUUCUGAUUCUUUGUUCUCCGUCAAAUCCCUCAGGGUCUGUGUACCCCAAAUUGCUUGAAGAGAUUGCUAAGAUUGUCGCAAAGCAUCCCAGGCUUCUGGUACUGUCUGAUGAAACAUAUAAACACAUCACGUAUGCCCCAGCUACGCAUACAAGUUUUGCAUCUUUGCCAGGCAUGUGGGAGAGGACACUCACUGUCAACGGGUUUUCUAAGGCCUUUGCAAUGACUGGCUGGAGGCUUGGUUAUCUUUCUGGUCCGAGACACUUCGUUUCAGCUUGUGCAAAGAUCCAGAGCCAGCUUACUUCAGGUGCCAGUAGCGUAGCUCAGAAGGCCGCAUUUGCUGCUCUGUCGAUGGGAAAUGCUGGAGGUGAAACUAUCGCAACUAUGGUAAAAGCUUAGGAACGACGAGAUUUCUUGGUUAAAAGCUUUGGAGAACUGGAGGGUGUGAAGAUAUCAGAACCUCAGGGAGCCUUCCAUAUUUUCAUCGACUUCAGUUGUUACUAUGGAGCUGAGGUCGAAGGCUUUGGUGUAAUCAAUGGCUCGGAGUCACUUUGCCACUACCUGCUUGACUCGGCCCGGGUUGUUUUGGUCCCAGGGGUUGCAUUUGGGGAUGACACUUGCAUCCGCAUCUCUUAUGCCGCUUCCCUCGCGACUCUACGAGAGGCUUUUGGGAGGAUUAAGAAAGCACUUGUCGCGCUGAGACCCGCUGCCUCGGUUUGAUGGUCACAAUGUUGCCGCAGCAUCGGGGACACCUUACACCAAUUAGCUGCUGCUAUUCUACUUCCUAUCAUACUUAUUUGUUUGGAUAGACUCUGUCAUGGUCAUUUGUUUGUGUUUGUCUCCCUUGUUUUGUUAAUCAUCAUCGGCAAAGAUAAGAGCAAUGAUCAGAUACAGAUUUAAGA